CCUUCUGAUGGAAGAAUGGUUGUGCUCAGGCAGUUUGGGCUGCUUCUCUGGAAGAAUUAUAUCCUGCAGGUAAGCUGGCACUCAGGUGUAAACCUACUUGCAUCUUUUUUUUUUUUGGUAACAGUCAUAGAAACCCCCCUGCCGCUGCUGUUUGCUGCCAUCCUGAUUGCACUUCGUCACCGGGUGCAUUCAAUCAGCCACCCCAACGCCACUAUCUACCCUACCCAGUCAGUGGAUGACCUGCCAGUGUUCUUCUAUCACCGACAUCCGAGCAACCCUUGGGAGCUGGCAUACGUUCCCUCGAACAGCAGUGCUGUGAAGAGCAUUGCUGAGGCAGUAGAGAAAGCUUUACCGAUCAGCAUUAAAGCUCAAGGCUUUUCCUCAGAGAGGGAAUUUGAGGAAUACGUGAAGUUGGACAACCGCUCAGGCAACGUGCUGGCUGCUGUUGUGUUCAAACACUACUUCAGUCGGAGCAAGGCCCCCUUGCCCCUCCAGGUUGAUUAUGAACUGCGCUUCAAGUACAGCCCGAGGAAUGCUCCCCGGAGUGAGCAGACGGGCUUGAACCCCAACCUUGACCGUGACUGGCACACCAGCUACCUCUUCCCUCUUUUCCAGUUGCCUGGCCCCAGGGAGGCCAAGUUUGCAGAUGGUGGAACACCGGGUUAUAUCCGGGAAGGCUUCCUGGCAGUGCAGCAUGCUGUUGAUAGAGCCAUCAUGAAAUAUCACACUAACACCACCAAUGCCAGCCUGCUGGAGAAUAUCACAGUGGUGGUACAGCGCUUCCCUUACCCGUCGUACAUCAAUGACCUCUUCCUUCUUGCCAUCCAGAACCAGCUACCCCUUCUGCUCAUGCUCAGUUUCACCUACACCUCACUCAACAUCGUCCGUGCUGUCGUACAUGAGAAGGAGAAGAAGCUGAAGGAGUACAUGCACAUGAUGGGCCUCAGCAACUGGCUGCACUGGAGCGCCUGGUUCCUCAUGUUCUUCCUCUUCCUCCUGGUGUCCGUGUUUUUUGUUACAGUGCUCUUCUGUGUCAAGGUGAGCGAGCAGGGAGCAGUGCUUACCAACAGCGACCCCACACUGGUGUUCACUUUCCUCGCCGUAUUCUCCAUCUCCUCUAUCUCCUUCAACUUCAUGGUGAGCACCUUCUUCUCCAGAGCAAACGUUGCAGCUGCUGCUGGUGGCUUCCUGUACUUUUUCUCCUACAUCCCUUACUUCUUCAUCUCACCCCGCUAUGACCUGAUGUCCCACAACCAGAAGCUGGCAUCGUGCCUCAUCUCCAAUGUGGCCAUGGCAAUGGGGGCACAGCUCAUUGGCAUGUUUGAAGGAAAAGGGACUGGCAUUCAGUGGAGAGACCUCACGAAGCCAGUCAGCGUGGACGACAACUUUACCUUAGCACAAGUACUGGGGAUGCUGCUCCUGGACUCAGCUCUCUAUGGCUUGGUGGCCUGGUAUGUGGAGGCUGUCUUUCCAGGGGAGUACGGUGUGCCGCAGCCUUGGUACUUCCUCUUUACGCCCUCCUACUGGUGUGGGCGCCCUAGGACUGUCGUGGGAAAAGAGAAGGAGGAAGAGGAGGACCCUGAGAAGGCCAUGAAGAGCCAGUACAUUGAGGAGGAGCCUGCCGACCUUGUGUCAGGAAUCAAAAUAAAGCAUCUUUCCAAGGUCUUCAGAGUGGGAAACAAGAUGAAAGAGGCAGUAAAGGACUUAACAGUGAACAUGUACGAAGGGCAGAUCACAGUCCUUUUGGGACACAACGGUGCUGGGAAGACCACUACUCUGUCUAUGCUCACAGGUCUAUACUCUCCAACAAGUGGGCAAGCAUACAUCAACGGCUAUGACAUCUCGCAGGACAUGGUUCUGAUCCGACGGAGCCUAGGCCUGUGUCCCCAACAUGACGUGCUCUUUGACAACAUGACAGUGGAAGAGCAUCUCUACUUCUACUCGGGGCUGAAAGGCUACCCACCUUCCAAGUGCCCUGAGGAGAUUGACCACAUACUGAGGAUCCUGAACCUGGAGGACAAGCGCCACUGUCUAACCAAGGCACUCUCUGGUGGCAUGAAGCGCAAGCUCUCUAUUGGCAUUGCCCUCAUUGGGGACUCCAAGGUGGUGAUGCUGGAUGAGCCAACGUCGGGGAUGGACCCAGCCUCCCGCAGGGCCACAUGGGACCUCCUCCAGCAGCAGAGGAGCAACCGUACCAUCCUGCUCACCACCCACUUCAUGGACGAGGCCGACCUGCUGGGGGACCGCAUAGCUAUCAUGGCCAAGGGCGAGCUGCAGUGCUGUGGCUCAUCUCUCUUCCUCAAGCGUAAAUAUGGGGCAGGAUAUCACAUGGUGAUGGUGAAAGAGCCGUAUUGUAGCCUGGGGGAGAUCUCCCGCCUCAUCUGUCAGUACGUGCCCAACGCCACCAUGGAGAGCAAUGCUGGGGCAGAGCUGUCCUUCAUCCUGCCCAAAGAGAGCACGCACAGGUUUGAGGCUCUCUUCACUGAGCUGGAGCAGAAGCAGGACGAGCUAGGCAUUGCCAGCUAUGGUGCAUCUGUCACCACCAUGGAGGAAGUCUUUCUGAGGGUUGGGAAGCUGGUGGAUUCCAGCAUGGAUAUUCAGGCUAUCCAGCUCCCUGCUCUUCAGUACCAGCAUGAGAGACGCUCCAAUGACUGGGCCAUGGAUGACUCCAGCAGCCUAAGUGGAAUGACAGAUAUGACAGAUGACAGUGGGGCGCUCAUUACAGAGGACUGCUCCAGUAUCAAACUCAACACAGGGUUCUACCUUUGCUGCCAGCAGUUCUAUGCCAUGUUCAUGAAGCGAGCCAUGUACAGCUGGCGCAACUGGAAGAUGGUGGCAGCACAGUUCCUUGUGCCUCUGAUUUUCACUGCCUUUGCCCUCAUCGUCGCCAAGACCUUCCCAGGACCCAGGGACUCCUCCCUGCUGAGGCUGAUGCUGGAGCCCUACGGCCAGACAAUGGUGCCUUUCUCUGUCUCAGCGACCUCAGAUCUGUCGCGGAGGUUAGCAGAGCAGUAUGCGGAGCUGCUGGAUGCCCAGCACCAGUCACCGCUGGAGGUGCUAGGUGGCCUGGAGGAGUACCUCAUCUCAAGAGCAUCUGAGGAGGGGGGAGCCUUCAAUGAACACUACAUCGCUGCUGCCUCUUUUAAGGGAGCUGGAAACCACACAGUGGUCACCGCACUGUUCAACAACCAGGCAUACCACUCCCCUGCCACUGCCCUCAUGCUGGCUGACAACGCUAUCUUCAGGGUACUGGCAGGCCCCAACGCAUCCAUCACGGUCACCAACUACCCUCAGCCUCGCAACAUCACCGAGAAGGCCAAGGACCAGCUCAUGGAAGGCCAGACUGGGUUCGCCAUUGCCAUCAACUUGCUCUAUGGCAUGGCUUCACUCGCCAGCACCUUCGCCCUCCUUCUGGUCAGUGAGCGGGCUAUCAAAGCCAAGCAUGUCCAGUUCGUCAGUGGAGUCUAUGUGGUCAACUUCUGGCUUUCUGCCCUGCUCUGGGACAUCAUCAACUUCCUCAUUCCUUGUGCUCUGAUGCUGGUGAUAUUCCAGGCCUUUGAUGUGCAAGCCUUCACCCAAGACAGCCACCUCGUUGAUGUGAUGCUGAUCUUCCUCCUUUAUGGCUGGGCCAUUAUCCCCCUCAUGUAUCUCCUCAGCUUCUUCUUCUCGGUAGCAGCCACAGCCUACACACGUCUCACCAUCUUCAACAUCCUCUCGGGCACGGCCACUUUCCUUGCAGUCACCAUCAUGAGCAUUCCAGAACUGGGCUUGGUGGACCUCUCCAGAACCCUGGAUAAAGUCUUUCUCCUCUUACCCAAUUAUUGCUUGGGCCAAUGCAUCAGUGACUUCUACCAGAACUAUGAGUUCAUUCAGUUUUGCACCUCCUCUGUUGAAGCCAUCUUCAUCUGCAAGGCGUUCAAUAUCAGUUAUCAGAUGAACUACUUUUCCUGGGAGAUGCCUGGGAUUGGACGAUACCUGACAUCCUUGACUAUCCAGGGCUUCUCCUUUCUUUUCCUCCUUUUCCUCGUUGAGACAAACCUUCUCUGGAGAUUAAGAACUUUGAUCUGUGGCAUCUGCAGGCGGCGAAAAUGGGUUGCACUCCUGAACAGGGUGCCUGUGCUACCAGAAGACAGGGAUGUAGCAGAUGAGAGGAAGAAGGUUUUGGAGUCACCACCAGAGCUGCUGUCAUCACUGAGCAGCCCCCUGGUCAUCAAAGAGCUCACUAAGGUCUAUGACAGCCAGGAGUCCCUGCUGGCAGUGGACAGGAUCUCCUUGGCAGUCAGCAAAGGUGAAUGCUUUGGCCUUCUUGGCUUCAAUGGAGCAGGCAAAACCACCACCUUCAAGAUGCUGACUGGCGAUGAGAGCAUCACAUCAGGUGAUGCCUAUGUGGAUGGCCACAGCAUUCUGGCCAACAUCAAAAAGGUCCAGCAGCGGAUUGGCUACUGCCCACAGUUUGAUGCCCUCCUGGAUCACAUGACGGGCCGCGAGACUCUGAGCAUGUACGCCCGGCUGCGGGGCAUCCCUGAGCGUUAUAUUGGCAGCUGUGUGGAGAACAUGUUGAGAGGGCUGCUGUUGGAGCCCCACGCGGACAAGCUAGUGAGGACUUACAGUGGUGGUAACAAGCGGAAGUUGAGUGCUGGCAUUGCCCUCAUCGGUGGCCCCCCUGUGAUCUUCCUGGAUGAGCCCUCCACUGGCAUGGACCCUGUGGCCCGGCGUUUGCUCUGGGAUGCAGUGACACGGACACGAGAGUGUGGCAAAUCCAUCAUCUUCACCUCCCACAGUAUGGAAGAGUGCGAGGCCUUGUGCACCCGACUGGCCAUCAUGGUGAACGGGCAGUUCAAAUGCCUGGGCAGCCCCCAGCACCUGAAAAGCAAGUUCGGCAGUGGCUACACCCUGUUGGCCAAAACGCGGAGUGAUGAGGAAGGCGAGCUGCUGGCCUUUAAGGCCUUUGUGGAGAAGACUUUCCCAGGUAGCGUCUUGAAACAUGAACACCAGGGCAUGGUACAUUAUCACUUGACCAACAAGAACUUCAGCUGGGCACAGGUCUUUGGGGCCUUGGAGAAAGCCAAAGAGAAGUAUCACUUAGAAGACUAUUCGGUUAGCCAGAUAUCACUGGAGCAAGUCUUCAUGAGUUUCACUCGCUUCCAGCACUACACAGAGGAUCGAGGGAAAUGAACCCACUGGUGCCCUUCUUCAUGGACUGGCUCUGCUGCCUAUACAUAGUAUAUAUAGAGACAGUAAUUUAUAUAUCAGCGUGUGUCUUAAAUAAUGUAUAAAUGUAAGAAAAUUUUCACCGGGGGAGGGAGACGAUGGAAUCAUACCUUUUGCUGGUGAGCUAUGGGAAUCACAAGUAGUGUGUGUGUUGCGUGCCUGCUGCAGUGCACGCAUGUGUGUGUAUAUGUGUGUGCGUGUGCCUGUGUGUGCAUGUGACACUUUCACUCUUCAGCGUUCAUUCCCAUCUACAGCAAAAAAUGUCCAAAAAGCAGGGGAAAUAAUAGAUGGAAGGGCAUUGUGGAUUCUGCUCCAUCCUCAAAUCUUGGUGUGCCUGUCAGCAGAGUAGGACUGGGGUACUGUCUGGUUCUUCUGGCUGGUGUGGAUGGUUGGAAGGCAGGCUGCUGCCCUGACGCUGCACAAGUUUCCCACACGCCCAUCAUCACACCCUGCCCAAAACUCAUGUGCAUCAGGACGCUGCUUUAUGCUCUUCACACGCAUGUCAAAUUAUAUUCUGUUAGGUGGUUUGCUUGUGAUUUAACAGGAUCCUGUUAAAUAGCUUAAAUCUAAGGCGUUCACUGGGUUAAUUAGGAUGCAUUGAGGUUGCCCUCUUUGAAGCACUUCUAGUCUAGAUGGAGGGGACACAAGGGAACAGCCACGGUUUUCCCCCUACAGCAAAUCUUCCGUCCAUUCCAUUAGCAGCAGAAGGUGGGAGAAGGCUCUGCCUCCUUUUAACGUCAUAGAAAAGAUGUGCCCCUCCUGCCUGCUUGGCUCUCACUCAAUACUCUGCUGAGACUUGCUUCAGGCCUGCAGCUGUCAGCCACCACGUGGGGAGAGGACAAGACCGGCUGUUCUGCACAGAGGCUGUUAGUCACUGCUGCCUGGGGAACGUCUUUGGGGUGCAUGUGCUGCUCCUGUGAUAGCCUGCAAGCAAGGGGUGGCUUCACUCCAGCAAGGAGCAGAAGGUGCUCUGAACUCGCUAGUCAUCAGGCAUUCAUUUUUUGCUGGUUGUUUGACCCACAGUUCAGGUGUGUGCUUCAGAGGUGGCACCAGGCUUUCCCCUCCUCUUUCCUCCUGGGGUGUAUGCAGCACCCCAGGGUCCUGACUGGGGAGGGUUGGCUUUGCUCUGCCAAGGAAAGCUGUUCCUUUCCCCUCAGGCACGGUACAAACCCUGCUGUCCAGAAGGGAUGUGCCCCAUUUCCCCUCCCCACACGCACUUUUAUUUUCCCUGCCUGUGACAUGGGUGCUGUGCAGUGUCAGGAGGGAGGGGGAAACCAGCAUCCCUUUGCACAUUGCAAAAAGGCAUCUGCAAGGCAUGGUUUAUUAUGAGCAGCCUGUGCUGAACUGUCUCAGUCAGCAGUGCUGAACCUGAUGUGUGCUGCCAACCCAGACUCCUGAUGCCAUGUCAAAAGGGAAAUAUAAGAGCUCUUCUUCCUCCUGCUGGCAGAGGGCCAGCUGAGGGAGUUGAAAGGUGCUCACGGAUGGAGACGUACUUGUCAUUAGAGGCUGGCAACAGCUCAUGCUGUCCAAGGGAAGGCAUGCUGUGCAGUGCCAGGCACUGGCACUGGAUUUGCAGGGAGGAUGCUUAAUGGAUAAAUGCCCAGAGUUUGGCCCUUUGAUAAGGCACAUGAGGAAUAAGGCCAUGGCCCUAGAGCUCAGUCUGAAGGCAGUGAUGGCUUGGAGGUUUAGCAGCUUGUCUGAGGACUGUUUGGAGCAUCCAUUAAAAAGUUUAGACAACUGCAGAGCCCUGGACUGUGUUACACAGCUGCUCCAGUUGCAGGUCUCCAGACCUGCAAUUGAAGGGUUUGAAGGACCAGUGAUGCUCUGGCUGCAUACAUGUUCUUGUCUGCUCUCUUCCCUUAUGCCCAAGAGACCUCCAAGCAGAGUGUGUCUGUCUUCCCCAUGUCCCUCUCCUCACCCACACAUCCAGCUGCUCCCACAACAGGGAACAACUGAAUUUGCUGCCAUGGCUUUGCCCUGCUGUCAGGGAAUCUGCUCCCACCCAAGGCAUCGGACCUGAAUGCAGUGCCAAGGGUAUUAGACAGUCAGUCUGCCCAGGCCCUGUGCAUGCAAAGCCAGAGGCAGCAGGAGCAAGGGGGAUUUAUUUUUGGCAUUUCCCAGUGGUUGGGUUGCUUUUUAUUUGUUUGUUUUACAUAUGUGUUGGUUCUUGUCUGUCUCUUAACUAGUCCCUAUUUCACUUAUGUGUCCUUCAGUCCCCUUCUGGCUGGCUGCUCUGUGAUCAAUGCAGAGCUAUUAUUUGCACUAUAGUAAUACACACAAUUGCACAUACUAAAUCAAUUAAUAGUAUUGGGGGGGGGGGGCUGAUUCCCUUCUAGCGAUUGCAUUGUCAGGGGUUGGGUUAUAUUUUGGGUUGGGCUUUUUGUUUUGUUCCUGUAACUGAAACGCUCUUUCCUGUUUCAUUUUUUUUCCUUUCUCCUAAUGCUGAUGUUUAAAAAAAAAUGGUCGUGCAUCAUGUUACUAAGAAUUUCCCUGGAUCUUA
Messenger RNA from Struthio camelus australis, 7711 nucleotides. Lineage: Eukaryota; Metazoa; Chordata; Aves; Struthioniformes; Struthionidae. The record is from RefSeq and is a predicted model, not a curated record.